GCGGCGGGCGGGGACGGGUCAGGGUCUGGGGCCCGCGGGAGGAGCAGCGGCAGCGGCCGGAGCGGCAGCAGGAGCGGGAGCUGCGGGGGGAGCGGUGCCGCCGCGUUCGCGGCCCCCGGAGGGGCGGCUGUUGAUCCCCCGGCCGGCUGCCGCCCCCGCCGCGGGUGCCAUGGCCCUGGGCGGCUGAAGAGCCCCAGCGCCCUCCCCGGGACGAGUUAAUGGUAAAGUAAUGGAUUCCAAAGAAUUGAUUAACCCAUCGGAUCAAGACGGAACCAGGAAAAAUGCGCUCAUCAGUACCAAAGGAGGGAUCGUGAUGGACUUCCAUCCACCCUUCAGGGGUGGAGCUACUGUCCAARCCCCUGUGUCUACAUCUCCUCUCCCUGCAUCUUCUCAGUCAGAUUCCAGUCAGCAGCCUGCUUUGACUGACUUUCCAAAAGGAUUAGGAAACAAUGUGCCUCAGCCAGACCUUUCCAAGGCAGUGUCGCUCUCGAUGGGACUGUACAUGGGUGAAACAGAUGCAAAAGUGAUGGGAAACGACCUUGGAUUUUCGCACCAGGGCCAAAUCGGUAUCUCUUCUGGAGAAACGGACUUCAGGCUCCUGGAGGAAAGUAUUGCGAGCUUGAACAAGUCCUCGAGCCUGGCCGAGGACGCCAAGGGAUCCGCGUCUUCGGAGGUGCCGCUCGAGCCGGAUUUCCCAGGCAUGGCCGGACGCAGCGUGCCCGCAGAGUCGGGAACUGCGGUCCAAAGCCAGGUGGGCUCGAAUGGUGGCAACUUGAAGUUGUUCUCUGAAGACCAAAGCACCCUGGAUAUCCUCCAGGAUUUAGAAUUGCCGCCGGUGUCGCCGGGCAAGGAGCCCAACGGGAGCCCGUGGCGGCUGGACCCGUUGCUCGAUGACGGUGGCUUGCUGUCCCCCAUAUCCGCGGACGAUGCCUUUCUCCUGGAAGGAAGUCUCGGCGAAGACUGCAAGCCUCCUCUUUUAUCUGACACUAAACCUAAAAUUAAUGACCGUGGUGACCUUUUACCCAGUUCCAAAAUGCCAAUGCCUCAAGUGAAAACAGAAAAGGAAGACUUCAUUGAACUCUGUACUCCUGGCAUCAAGCAGGAAAACAUGGGCCCACUUUACUGCCAGGCCAACUUCUCCGGGUCRAACCUGCUGGGUACGAAAGUCUCGGCCAUCUCCAUCCACGGUGUCAGCACCUCUGGGGGACAGAUGUACCACUAUGAUUUAAAUACUGCCUCGCUCUCUCAGCAGCAGGAUCAGAAACCAAUUUUUAAUAUCAUUCCGUCUCUUCCUGCCGGGUCAGAAAAUUGGAAUAGGUGCCARGGAUCGGGGGACGAGGCACUGGCUCCACUGGGAACGCUCAACCUUUCUGGCAGACCUGCUUUCUCUAAUGGCUAUUCAAGCCCUGGAAUGAGGUCAGAUGUAAGCUCUUCUCCAUCCACAACCUCAGCRACCACGGGACCACCUCCCAAGCUCUGCCUGGUGUGCUCCGACGAGGCCUCCGGCUGCCACUACGGUGUCCUGACGUGUGGCAGCUGCAAAGUGUUCUUCAAAAGGGCAGUGGAAGGGCAGCACAAUUACCUGUGUGCCGGCAGGAACGACUGCAUCAUCGACAAGAUCCGCAGGAAGAACUGCCCCGCGUGCCGCUACCGCAAAUGUCUGCAGGCGGGGAUGAACCUGGAAGCUCGGAAGACCAAGAAGAAGAUCAAGGGUCUGCAGCAGGGUGGCACGGCGGGGGCACGCGAGGCAGAGACGGCAGCGGGCAGCAAGAGCAUCGUGCCCGCCUCGCUGCCACAGCUCACCCCCACCCUGGUGUCCCUGCUCGAGGUCAUCGAGCCCGAGGUGCUCUACUCKGGCUACGACAGCUCCCUGCCCGACUCCAGCUGGAGGAUCCUGUCCACCCUCAACAUGCUGGGGGGACGCCAGGUGGUGGCCGCGGUCAAGUGGGCAAAGGCGAUCCCAGGUUUCCGAAAUUUGCACCUGGAUGACCAAAUGACCCUUCUGCAGUACUCCUGGAUGUUCCUGAUGGCUUUUGCUUUAGGCUGGAGAUCCUACAAGCAGUCCAACGGCAAYCUGCUGUGCUUUGCUCCAGACCUGAUCAUUAAUGAGCAGAGGAUGAACCUGCCAUGUAUGUAUGAACAAUGCAAACACAUGCUGAUGGUGGCCCGAGAGCUCUCCCGCCUCCAGGUCUCCUACGAGGAGUAUCUCUGCAUGAAGACAUUGCUUCUCCUCUCUACAAUUUCCAUGGCAGGAGUGAGGAGCCAGUCCCUGUUUGAGGAGAUCCGCAUGACGUACAUCAAGGAGCUGGGCAAGGCCAUYGUCAAGAGGGAAGGGAACUCCAGCCAGAACUGGCAGCGAUUUUAUCAACUGACUAAACUGCUGGACUCUAUGCAUGAUGUGGUGGAAAAUCUUCUGAGCUUUUGCUUCCAGACCUUUUUGGAUAAAUCCAUGAGUAUUGAGUUCCCAGAAAUGUUGGCAGAAAUCAUCAGCAAUCAGAUACCAAAAUAUUCCAAUGGAAAUAUCAAGAAGCUCUUGUUUCAUCAGAAGUGACUGCCUUAACACAAAGGGUUGCCUUAAGAAACCGUCACACGAUAGCUUUGUUUUGUAAAGAGAAAACCUACAGAACUUGUUCCUUUUGUCCUCGCAGGUGUUUCUUUUGUAAUUAUGCACUACAUGUGGUUUACAGAGGGCCAAGAGUUAGGCUGGAGAAGCAGCGGAUUUUCUCACCGUUUGGGAAAGAAUUGGGGAGAAAGGAAAGGAAAAGAAAUCGGUUUAGGCAGAAAUUUUCUCUCUCCCCUUGUGCACCAUCCCCAGAUGCAUCAAACCACCAGUGACAAGCUCUGAGGCUGUUACGAACAUUCUGCUAAUUAAUUAAUUAAUUGCUGCAGUUGGCUGGAGACAAUUUUUUAGGCUUUUUUUUUUUAUUUUAGUAAAGAGUUUUGGAUUUUUUUUUUUUAAAGUUAAGGUAGUAUUUUGGUUUAUGCAUGUAACCUGAAGAAAGUUUACAAGUGUAUAUCAGAAAAGGGAAGUUGUGCCUUUUAUAGCUAUUACUGUCUGGUUUUAGCAAUUUCCUUUAACUUUAUAUACCGUGAACUCGGCUUGUUCAUUUUUUCUUACAUAAUUUUUUUGUAAUACUUCAAGAUGCCUAUUGUACAGCUGGUUUUUUAAGGUGGGGCAGCUCGUAGCUUUCCUAAACGACCUUUAGACAGUAAAUACUCGAGUAGAUUCAUGUGAAACUGGGUUGGGCUUUUCUAACCUAACGCUUUCCACCGGCAAAGYGGCCAUAAAAAUUGAGCUUUUUGUAAGGGCCAGGGUGGGUGGGAGAAMCUUCUCCAAUCUCAUUUCAGUAGAUCCAGAUGAAACAAAUCCUUUUUGGUAUAUUGCAAAAGUGUUGGAUAUGCAGAUUCACAGAAAAUUAACCCAGUCCUAACUGGAUGUAAAUGAKCAGGUUAUUUUAUAUAUUGAAAAAAACAAAAAAGAAGCCUGAUUUUUGCAUAUGAUGCAACAG
Messenger RNA from Malurus melanocephalus (red-backed fairy wren), 3509 nucleotides. It is a transcript of the gene NR3C1, whose product is annotated as nuclear receptor subfamily 3 group C member 1. Lineage: Eukaryota; Metazoa; Chordata; Aves; Passeriformes; Maluridae. The record is from RefSeq and is a predicted model, not a curated record. The coding region runs from base 230 to 2551 and encodes 773 amino acids. Gene Ontology annotation, cellular component: nucleus. The transcript has 10 exons. Gene Ontology annotation, molecular function: DNA-binding transcription factor activity; zinc ion binding; sequence-specific DNA binding. Gene Ontology annotation, biological process: nuclear receptor-mediated glucocorticoid signaling pathway; regulation of DNA-templated transcription.